CAUUGUUGAGGAACCUAUAAAACGCCCAAGCACUUCAUGAUUUUUAUGGACAUUGCAAAAGUCUUCGAACCACACACAGCACAAGUCGCAUAAACAGAAUGGCAACUAGACGCCGCACAGCUACAACAAAUUGGGCAUCAGGGAACAACGCUCCGGAUGGUCCAACAGCCAUAGAUAACCUCCAGUCUGCGAAGGACGAGUAUCAGUUGGUGGAUUACGUCCCAGGCCUUCCCUCCAGCGUGAAAACACUGCCAAGACAAGAGAGGUUUAGCUUUUUCGAGAAGGUUCGCCUCGGGUUUCUUCUUAUUGUGUUGGGUAUUGGCGUCUUCAUCGAUAGAUUUCUCACUCGGAAAUGGGAUAAAUUGUCAGACCUUUUGAAUGUGUAUGGAUGGAUAUUUCCCAAACCCCCGACGACUGAAAUUUGGAGAGAUGAUGCGUUCUUUGGAAGGCAACGUUUAGUUGGUGUUAACCCGUUCGUCAUCCGACUCUGUACAGCAAUACCAGGAAACAUGAAAGAAAACGUUAAUAAAGGAAGGGAAUCCCUACAGAUGGUUUUACAACAGAAAUCUGGGAAGACUGAUUUCACCUUGGAUACAGCCAUCCAAGAAAAUAGACUUUUCAUUGUGGAUUACGACAUUCUAGACGGGAUGAAGGAUGAAUUUGGAAUAUGUUCUCCAAUUGCAUUGCUCCUGGUGGAUGCUAAAAACGAAUUAAUGCCCAUCGCUAUACAGUUGUACCAAACAGGAGAAAAUAACCCGAUUUUUCUGCCCGAAGAUCCAAGCUGGUUGAUGGCAAAACUGUGGUUUAAUCAUGCAGACAGUUCCUACCAGGAAUCGUUCUCUCACCUUGGUGUCACCCAUCUACUGAUGGAGAGUGUUGAUGUAGUGACACAUCGGAACUUAACAACGACACAUCCUGUCUACGAAAUCUUGGCUCCGCAUUUUCUUUAUCUUCUGGCUAUUAACACGUUGGCAAGAAAUCAGCUGAUCAAUGAACAUGGAAUCGUUGACAAGACUAUGUCGAUCGGCAGAGAAGGAAUGUUCGAGAUCAUCCGAAGACAAUUGGUGAAAUGGAGGAUGGAUGAAGAUGGAACAUUGCCAGAGGAUCUUGAGAAAAGAGGGGUGGUAGGGGAUGGUAUUCUCCCUGGAUACUAUUACCGCGAUGACGCACUUCUCGUCUAUGAGGCUAUACGGAAAUAUGUCCAUACAUAUAUCCACGUUUAUUAUGAUGAUGACGGUAAUAAUGGCAAACUCCAAGUAAGUAAUGAUGCACAAAUACAAGCCUGGGUAGCGGCACUGAUUGCCAAAAGAGAACUUGUCGGCGGUGGCUGUGAAAUCCAGGGCAUUCCAUUAGAUGAGAAUGGUUCGACUAUAUCUACCUGUGAUCAACUGGUAAAAAUACUGACCAGCAUCAUAUACAUGUGCAGUGUGAGUCACGCCGUCACCAAUUCCCACAGUACGAACAGUACGGCUUCCAGCCAGCCUACCCCGUGGGCAUGAGAGGGACACCACCUCAAGUUACGAACAUCGAGCUAACUGGGACAGCCAUCAUCAAAGCGAUUCCGCCCAAAGUCACUUGCCUGUUGGAAAUGGUCGUAAUGAAGUUUCUGAGCACACAGAACACCCGCCGCUUGGGAAAUUUCACGAGAGAUAGUAUACCGUUUAAUGCAGACGACGCGGUGAAGCAGUUUAGGGAAGAUUUACGAACAGCUGCUGAAACAAUUGAGGAAAGAAAUAUAACAAGAAAAUACCCUUACCAGUGGGCAAGCCCCGACAACAUUCCGAAUUCUAUCAGCAUCUAGCUUCAACAUCACCCCAAAUUUCCUGGGCACCUACCACGACUACUGAAGACGCUUUGUCGUGACUAACAGAAGUUUGUGUUGACAAAUAUAAAAGAUAUUAAAUAUAAAUGAACUGUCAUGAUAUAACAUAAAUUUUGUAAUUUUCAGUAAUAUAACGAGAAUAAAG
Molecule: messenger RNA, 1967 nt
Organism: Mizuhopecten yessoensis (Yesso scallop)
Lineage: Eukaryota; Metazoa; Mollusca; Bivalvia; Pectinida; Pectinidae
Product: hydroperoxide isomerase ALOXE3-like
Exons: 17
Coding region: 99-1499 (466 amino acids)
Biological process (GO): lipid oxidation
Molecular function (GO): metal ion binding; oxidoreductase activity, acting on single donors with incorporation of molecular oxygen, incorporation of two atoms of oxygen
Source: RefSeq, a predicted model, not a curated record